Messenger RNA from Leucoraja erinaceus (little skate), 7668 nucleotides. It is a transcript of the gene xpnpep2, whose product is annotated as X-prolyl aminopeptidase (aminopeptidase P) 2, membrane-bound. The transcript has 22 exons. The coding region runs from base 214 to 2262 and encodes 682 amino acids. Gene Ontology annotation, molecular function: metalloaminopeptidase activity. The record is from RefSeq and is a predicted model, not a curated record. NCBI's taxonomy places the organism in Eukaryota, Metazoa, Chordata, Chondrichthyes, Rajiformes, Rajidae.
CUCCCACUUUCUACAUCCUUCCUGAGAAAGAAGGACGUAGCCAGUAGCCAGCUUUCACUGUAUGGAUAAAACUGGUCUAAUAUCUCCAGUGGAUUAUCUUUGUGGAUUGGAGUCCUGGCAAGCACGGCAGUGAAAGAGUGGAGACAAGCAGUAAAUGCAGAAGCAUUGACUGUGCUGACUCCAUUGUGUAAGCUAGCAAGCUUCAUUUAAAGUAUGAAACUUUUCUGGAUUGCAGUCUGGACAUGGAUUCUGGUACUAGAAGGUUUGCUCUUGUUGACAAGCAGUCAUCCUGUUCAUUCAGAUGAACGCAAUGCCGCUCUGAUGAGAAAUUGCACUGCAAAGCCUCCCUACGUGCCUUCCAACAUAGUCAACACCACAGUCCGUUUAAAUGCUCUCAGGAAUUUGAUGGAUGGACACAAUAUCAGUGUAUAUGUGAUUCCUGCCACCGACCCUCAUUUGAGUGAGUAUAUUAGCCCUCGGUAUGCACGAAGAGCCUGGAUGACGGGAUUCAAUGGAUCUGCAGGUAUUGCAGUAGUCAGUAUGACAAAUGCCGUACUCUGGACAGAUGGACGGUACUGGAUUCAAGCUGAACGCCAGAUGGACUGCAACUGGGAGCUCAACAGAGGGGAAACAACGAUUGUCAAUUGGAUUCUGCAACAAACAAAAGAGGGAGAAAUAAUCGCUGCUGAUCCCUUUCUGUUUUCAGUUGACCUGUGGAUAAGUUAUGAAAAGGCUUUGGUUCAAGGCAAACGACAAUUUGUUUCCAAAGAAUCCAACUUAGUAGAUAUUAUCUGGGGUGAAGAACGACCACCUGAACCGACAGACAAUAUUUUUAAAAUUCCUUCUGAAUUCCUCGGAAGAACAUGGCAAGAAAAGGUGAAAGAAAUCCGUGCAGAGAUGAAAAAUAACCUUUACCAGCCAACGGCACUGUUAAUCUCAGCACUGGAUGAAAGUGCAUGGCUGUUCAACUUACGAGGGAACGACAUUCCAUACAAUCCUUUCUUCGAAUCUUACACAUUGUUGACUGCAGAUUGGAUAAGACUGUUUGUGAAUGAAUCACGACUGCCUCCAGACAUUAAAGAAUACUUGAAUGCGCAUUGUACCACAGCUGAGUGCGUUCAACUGAAGCCCUAUGACCAAAUCCAACAAAAUGUGGAAGAAUAUGCUAAAGGAAACGUUACCAUCUGGAUUGGUCAAGAGUACACAACCUAUAGUGUUUAUAAAGUCAUUCCUGAGUCAAAAUUAGUAAUUGAUAAGUACUCUCCAGUUCAGAUUUCCAAGGCUACUAAGGAUGCAACGGAGCAGAAAGGGAUGAAAAGAGCCCAUGUGCGUGAUGCAGUCGCUGUCAUUAGUUACCUUGUGUGGCUGGAAAAAACUAUUCCAAAAGGAACCGAGACUGAACUCUCAGGUGCACAUUACUUAAACAAGUUGCGCAGUGAGCAGAAUCAUUCCAAAGGGCCCAGCUUCGAGACCAUCUCAGCCAGUGGGUUGAAUGCAGCUCUUGCACACUACAGUCCCAAUGAAGAAAACCAAAGAAAGCUGACACCAGAUGAGAUGUACUUGGUUGAUUCUGGAGGACAGUACCUAGAUGGAACAACAGAUAUUACCCGUACAAUACAUUGGGGAACACCAACUGAUUUUCAAAAGGAAGCUUACACUCGCGUGCUAAUGGGACAGAUUGACACGGCUCGAUCUAUCUUCCCUGCCAGAACAAAGGGAGAUUCACUUGAUGUAUGGGCUCGACAUUCAUUGUGGGAAGUAGGAUUAAACUACAGGCAUGGAACUGGACACGGAAUUGGCAGCUUCCUUGGUGUUCAUGAAUGGCCAGUUGGAAUUGGGAGUGGUCAAACUUGGUUAUUGGAUGAGGGAAUGUUUACAUCUAUAGAACCUGGCUAUUAUGAAGAUAAUGAAUUUGGAAUUCGGAUUGAAGAUAUUGUCAUGGUAGUAAAGGCAGACACUAAGCAUAUGUUUGGUGGAAUACCCUACCUGACCUUUGAACACGUAUCUCUUGUUCCUUAUGAAAGAAAAUUGAUUGAUCUGUCCAUUUUGAAUGAGCAGCAGAUUCAUUGGCUUAACAAUUAUUAUAACAAGAUCUGGAAGAUAGUGUCCCCUGAGCUAUACGCACAAAACCUAAUGGAAGAAUAUAACUGGCUUCAGAAACACACUCAACUAUUUUCACACAGUGCUUUUGUGACAUUUUCAUUUCCUCUUUUGGUUGGAGUCUUGUUGGGAAAUUUAAUAUUACAGGGAAAACUUCAAUAGCAAUCCAUAAAAUUCACAAACCUAACCUUUUUCACAGACCUUUUAGUUUUGAUUAGUGAUAAAGUGCAGAAACAGCCCAUCAGGUGACCGAGUCCAUGCUGACAAUCAAUCACCACACACUUAUACUAUCCUACACACACUAGGGACAAUUUACAAUUUUGCCAAGCCAAUUAACCUGUACAUCUUUAGAGUGUGGGAGGAAACCAGAGCACCUGGAGAAAAAGCCACACAGGUCACAAGGAGAAUGUACAAACUCCAUAGAGACAGCACCCAUAGUCAGUCUCAAACCCUGGCCUCUGGCGCGGUAAGGCAGCAACUCUACCACUGUGACACCGUGCUGCCCCUUAACAGAAAGAAAUCCCAUGAAUUAUUCUCAUUGCAGGUUAUUCCAUGUAUUAAUGUGAAAACUAGGUGUCACUUGUAUUAUACGGCAACAGUGAAAUGUUGCACUAAUAAACAAACAUACUACAGAAAUAUAAAACACAUACUAGUGUGUUCAAUUAAACAAAAACACUGCGCUAUAGGAACCUAGAACACAGGAACUGGCCCUUCGGCCCGCAAUGUCUGUGCCAAACAUAUUGUCAAUAUAAACUGAUCUCAUCUGCCUUCAACAAGAUUCAUAUUCCUCCAUUCCCCGUAUAUCCAAAUGCCUAUCAAAUAGCCUCUUAAACUCCACUAUUGUAUCUGUCUCAACCACUACAGCGAGCAGCAUGUUCCAAGCACCUAGCACCUUCUGUAUAAAAUAACUUGCCCCACACAUCUCCUUUAAAUUUUGCCCCUGUCAUUUUAAAGCUAUGCCCUCUGGUCUUUGACAUUUCCAAGCUGACAAAAAGCUUCUGACUAUCCUAUCUACGGAUCUCUUCAUUUUAAUAUAUUUCUAUCUUUUUAUAAAUUUAUAAUCAUAUAUUAGAGGAAGUAUCAUCAGUUUUUAUGUCAAUUUCCUAACAAGAUAAACCUGACAUUUUUAGUUCCCCCACAACCAGAGCUGCUCUGCUGAUGUAGGAUAUUGCAUUCUUCAUAUAGUUCCAUUCACUGAGAUUCAGGCUUUCAGGUUGGUCUCUAUCUAUGGCAAAAUAGAAGUUUGUUUUAUUUUAUAGCAUAACAGUUCUCUGCUCACAUUAGGGACACUUUCCCAAGGGUUAUCUUUUGCUGCAAAUGAGAAUUACACUUGAAAUUAAAAUAAGGGUAGCAUAUAAUAAAAUAAAGCAGGGGGAAAAAAAGACACAAUGUGCUGGAGUAACUCAGCGGGUUCGGCAGCAUCCCUAGAGAACAUGGAUAGAUGAGGUUUUGGGUCGGGACCCUUCUUCAGACUGAAUAAGUGACUUUGGGUGAUUUUUUUAAUUUAGUUUAGUUUCUAGAUACAGGCCUUUCGACCCACCAGGUCCGUGCCGACCAGCGAUCUCCGCACAUUAACACUAUCCUACACACACUAGGGACAAUUUUUACAUUUACCAAGCCAAUUAACCUGCAAACCUGUACGUCUUUGGAGUGUGGGAGGAAACCGAUCUCGGAGAAAACCCACGCAGGUCACAGGGAGAACGUACAAACUCUGUACAGACAGCACCCGUAGUCAGGAUUGAACCAGGGUCUCCGGUGCUGCAUUUACUGUAAGGCAGCAACUCUACCGCUGUGCCCAAAUACAAAAGAAAAUCAGCAUUGAUAAUAUUUGCCUUAACUUUCUUAAAUCGUAAGGUCAUAAGAAAUAGGAGUAGAUUUAGGCCAUUCGGCCCAUCAAGUCUAUUCCGCCAUUCAAUCAUGGUUGAUCUAUUUCUCCCUCCUGACCCUAUUCUCCUGCCUUCUCCCCAUAACCUCUGACCCGUCUAGUAAUCAAGAAUCUAUCUAUCUCUGCCUUAAACAUAUUCACUGACUUGGCUUCCACAGCCUUCUGUGGCAAAGAAUUCCACAAAUUCACCACCCUCUGACUAAGGAAAUGUCUCCUCAUCUCCUUCCUAAAAGAAUGUCCUUUAAUUCUGAGGCUAUGACCUCUAGUCCUAGACUCUUCCAUUAAUGGAAACAUCCUCUCCACAUCCACAUCCAUUUAGACAUCUCCGAAGCUGAGCAAAAUAAUAACUUGAUGUAAUACUGCCAAGAUCAAAGUUGCAGAGCUGUUGCUAUGUUUUAUGUGAACCACAAACAUAAUAUUAAGUGACUGGAGGAGCUCCAAGUGUCAGGCCACCCAGAUGACAGUUCUCCAUGACAUGGAUAAUGAUUUAUAAAAAAAAUAGCUCUAUCUCUGCCAUGUAGUCUCUGCAGAAUAGUUUGAAGAAAAUACUUUUAACCUAUUUUCAACUUCGUACUCAACCUUCUAGCGUUUUUCAAGUGUUUACUACGCAUAGAAGAUUGUAAACAUAAAACCUAAGAAAGCUUUGACCUAGAUAAACUUCUUGCUUCCACUAAAGUACUAAAAAUGAUUAUUUCCUUCAUCUGUCAAUGUUAACCAUACUACGCUGUGGCAGAGGCCAUACACUCUAUGCCAGCUCUCACCCAUUAACUCUCUAUCCCAUUCCAAGCAACACCUUCGCUGUUAUAACAAAUUCCUCUUUGAAUUACUGUGAACACAAAACGUUAUCACUUAAUUUCAGAAUUGCUGACAUCAAAAGCACCCAGAUAUUCUAGGUUAUAUAAUGUCUGCCUUCCAUGUCAUUUACCCCACCUGCUCUGUCCCAAAUGAAGUUGGCCAAUUCGACCCUCAAUAUCCACACAACAGCAAGCUGGCCUAUACUCCAAUCGGGCGUCUGUUCUGUGAAGACUUUGUUUCCUUCAUUUCACGGUUCCAAACGCUACAUUUUUCUUUAUACUUGCUGCUGAGCAACACAAGAGCUUGUAACAGCAGCUCAGUGGCACCCAAGGCCUUGGCAUGCUGCACAUUGACAACAUAACUCACGUUUUGCAACUCACAUCCACAUCUAAACCAGUAAAAGCUGGAUAUGCUUAGCAGGUCAGGCUGCAUCUGCAACAUUGAAGACCCUCUGUAGAUGUGUUCUGAUCUGAUGAGUAUUUCCAGCAUUUUCAGUUUUUAUUUUAGAUUUCCAGCAUCUGCAGUUUGUUUUUUUACAUGUUCAACUAUUUCUAAGGCCACUUUCUCAGUUUGAUAUGAUAAUGUUCCUGUUUCCAAUUUUUAUACACUAACAUAAUGCCAACUUAAUGCCAAAGCACCCACGUUACAAUUUGCAGUAAGUAGUGCCUUUCAACUUAAAGCCAAAGCACCCAAGCCACCAUUUGCAGUAAGUAGUGCCUUUCAACUUCAAGCCACAAUUUGCAGUAAGUAGUGCCUUUCAACUUCAAGCCAAUGCACCCACGCCCCCAUUUGCAGUAAGUAAUGCAUUUUAACUUCAAGCCAUUGCACCCAAGGAGCGCUAGUAUGAACCAUUUUAGAACCAAUAGACAUUUUUUUUGCAAGCUUUAGAACCAAUAGACAUUUUUUGCAAGCUUUAGAACCAAUAGUCAUUUUUUUGCAAGUUUUAGAACCAAUAGUCAUUUUCUUUGCAAGCUUUAGAACCAAUAGACAUUUUUUGGCAAGCUUUAGAACCAAUAGACAUUUUUUGCAAGCUUUAGAACCAAUAGACACAUUCUGCAAGCAUUUUAGAAACACUAAGGGCACUUACAUUUGAGUAGACAUGUGUUCAGUGUUAUUCACAGCUCAGAGAAACGUGACCCUCUGCCUUCCUCCAUCUUGAAGAGACUGUGUGGCACACCACUUCCUGGUUUUAUAGUCCCUCCCCCCUGCCACCAGCGGGGGCAGCAGAGAGAAUGGGGAAUUUUGUAAAAACAUUAAUAUCUCUGUCAUUUUUAAUCAACGGGAAAAAUCCUCGGCACACAUGCGGCGGAGGGGGGCUCUGAGUAAGGUGGCCAAAAAUGACGGCCGUAGGUGGCGGCGUUCUCUCGGAAAUCGCAGCACAGAUGGCCAAAACCGGUCAAGAACAGACUUUUAGUAAUAUAGAUGGCUAAAUAAUUUGAAACAUUGUUUGGAAAAUUAACUAAGUAACAAUGCAUUUAUUCUAUCUUGAAUCAAGUUCUGUUCACCUGCAGAAGAACACUGGUAACUUCAACUGAUUUAAUAUAAUAUUUUUUUUUCAUAUUCCCCAUGGCUGUGUUCCUCUCUCUCCCGCUCUCUCACUCUCCCUCCCACUCUCCCUCACUCUUUCUCUCUCUUUCUCUCUCUCUCCAAUCUUACAGUUCUGCAGCUACAAUAAAGCUUAGCUAAUUAUAGUCUUCUGGCUUUCUAUCUCCCUUACUUGAAAUCUAGCUCUUUCAGCAAUCUUUUGAUCAUGAAUCCUAAUACCUCAAAAUUUGUUUGUUAUGAAGUGUGAAAUAUUUUACUAAAUUAUUGAGUAUAUACGUGUUAUUGAGGAUAAAACACUAAUAAAAUAUGCAUCUCAAUCAGCUAUGAUCUAUCCAUUCGUUUGUUUUAAUGUCUAUAAAUGCAGAAGAGCUGCAAUGUCCUUUGUGAAUAAGGAUAAUAUUUGUUUUAUAACAAUGCAAAUUCCAUUUCCGUGCAGUACACUUCAGGAAAAGAGAUGUGUUUGCAUGCAGAAAGGUUAUAAUUCACUCUCUGAAUCGUUACGUCUCAUCAAUAAAUUAUUCUCUGCAGUAGCUGAGUUGUAGAAUCCUACUUCUGCAGUAGAAGUCACUUUUCUUGCACCAUUCAAGAACUUAAAAGAUUUUUUAGUAUUCACAAGAAAGCAAUCAUACUCUAAAAGAUAUGAUAUAAGCACUAAUUUCCCACCUAGCUAUCCCUUGGUACUUGAUUCCAACAACAAACUAUUCGACACAGCUUUUCAUUUUGAUUCAUCAAGUUUUACAGAAUUAAAUUUGAAACACAGCAGCUACAUUGCCAUAAGAGAGUGUCUAGAAGUUUGAGUAUUUUAAUGCAUGAUGGAAAAUAUACCUACAGGGAUAGAAAUAUAACAGUAAGUAUGAGUCACUUCACUCUCCAGAAAUUUGACUGCAUUUGCCAGCAUGAAUCGUAGUUAGGCAUCCAAAGUGAUUUCUACGUUGUUCCUCCCACUGUCCAAAGAUACAGAUUUAUAGGUUAAUUGGCUUAGUAAAAAUUGUAAAUUGUCCCUAUUGUGUAGUGUGCAGGGUGAUCGCUGGUUGGCGUGGACUUGGCGGGCCGCAAAGCCUCUUUCUGCACUGUAUCUCUAAAGUCUAAUGUCUAAUCUGGCAGACCUCAGCAAUAACAUUUAGAAUUGGUCAUAAAAUUUCCUCCAUCCUGACUACCCCUUAGGGUUGUGUGCUCAGUUCCCUGCUCUAUUCCCUGUAUUGUGAUUGUGCACAACCUAUCAGACUAAUUGGAUCUUAUUUCACCUCAUUGUGAUUGUGCAGCAAACUAUAGUACCUACUCGAUUUUUAAAUUUGCCGAUGAUACCACUGUGGUCUGCCGGAUAAAUGACAACAAUGAGACAA